Brassica napus (rape) is the source of this 944-nucleotide messenger RNA. Its product is annotated as CASP-like protein 5B2. The coding region runs from base 332 to 787 and encodes 151 amino acids. Gene Ontology annotation, cellular component: membrane. The record is from RefSeq and is a predicted model, not a curated record. NCBI's taxonomy places the organism in Eukaryota, Viridiplantae, Streptophyta, Magnoliopsida, Brassicales, Brassicaceae. The transcript has 3 exons.
AAACAAAAAUUAGUCAGGCGCGCGACCUCGUAUUCCACAUCGACUAGCUCAAGAACUUAAAAGCAAGCUUAAAAAAAAAAAAGAGUAAAUGUCAAAAGAAGAAAGACGGGGCGAAGAAGCUUAUAAUCGAAUCUAGAGCAAUUUCGGAAACUCUUAUCUAUAGGUGUCGAUCAUUCGUAAAAGGUGCCGAUCAUCUUCUAGCGUUCGUAAAAGCUAGGGUUGCGUAAAAAAAAAGUGUCGAUCAUUAAAAGCUAAGGUUUCUUGCUAACGCCUCGAUUUCCUCUCUGAUUCAUCGGAAUUUUCUGAGUUGGGAAGACAAAAAAAGACUGAGAUGAAGAAGAUUAUCGGAAGACCAGGAACGGUGUGUGGCCUUUUACUUAGAAUCGGACAAUGUACUUCUGCCGCCGCAUCAAUGGUCGUUAUGCUCUCUGCGAAGGACUUCUAUAAACGCACAGCUUUCUCCUACUUGAUUGCUUCAAUGUGUCUUCAAAUGCUGUGGAGCUUUUGGCUCGCAUGUGUUAAUGUUUAUGCUCUGAGGUACAAGAAAAACCUCCAACACCUAACCGCAGUUAGCUUAUUCAUCGGUGGCGAUUUGGUGACUGCAAUUUUAUCUCUUGCAGCUGCAUGUUCAUCAGCAGGAGUUGUAGUCUUAUACGCUAGAGAUAUCAAGUAUUGCGAUGUCCAUGACUGUCUUAGGUAUGAAGUAGCGGUUGCGCUUUCUUUCGUCACUUGGGUUCAAAUCGCAGUUUCGUUUCAUGUCUCAUUUUGGAUCUAUGCCUCGGUUUAGUUUCUUGAACUGUCGAGAACAUCUUGUAGCUCGUUGUGAUGACAUAUAACAUUUUAGCUUCAUAUGAACAACCAUCAGUGUUUUCUUAAAAGCUCAUAUCACUUGAUCUAUGUACAUUGACCAGAAGAAACAAAAAUUUAGUGAUACUUUAGCACCA